CUGGUGAUUGUUGUCAGUUGCAACAAAAUGGCUGCUGGAGCGGCGCGCUGAGCGCGGAGUGUCGGAGCGGAGCGAGCGGAGCGGAUUACUCUCACCUCAGCGACGCCGUUUCUGUCCCCCCGGAGAGCCGGCGCCUGCUCACGCGCUUAAACCAGAGCUGUGCGGGUUUACUGGCGGGUGUUUGUGUAGUUUGUGUUGUUGUUGUUUUUUUGCACUUUAUAUCAGAACUGGAGACUGAAGACGCCGCUGAGAGAGACGCGCUUCAGCAGCCUGUCCUCUCUCUCACUCUCUCUCUAACCGCUGCUGCUGUUUCUCCUGCUCACCGCUCCUACUGGCCCGGUCCCCCCGCUCUCUGUUCGGCUCGGUGAAGCUGGUUAGCUGUGCUGGGCGAGGUUUGAGUGAAGGUGCUGAACUGGGAGCAGUGGAGCUGCGCGCUGCGGGACUGGCGCGGCUGGAGUCGGACUGACGGACUGCGCAUGACCGCUGUUUAUCUGUCAGAGCCGCCAGCCAGCUUCUUCUAUAUAAACUAAUCUACAGCUCUCCUGCAGCGCUCUGCCCGCGAUAUACAGCUGAGAGACGAAGCCAGAAAUACAAGAAGAGAACCAUUUGAUGGAAGAAAAGAAAAAGAAAAAGCAAGAAGAAAAGAAAAAGAAAGAAGCUGCUCAGAAAAAGGCUGCUGAACAGAAAACCAAAGUGCCAGACUCUGCCAAGCCCGGCCCUGCCCCUCUUCCCCCUGCCAACCCCAGCGCCACCAACCCAUCUGUGCCCUCAGCCAGCAGCAGUAGUGGAGUUGGUGUAGGUGGAGGAAAUGGAAAGCGUACCCCCUCCAGCACCCAGCAGCAGCAGCCGGCAGUGCUCCGUUACCCACCCCGCGAGGUGCCCCCUCGUUUCCGCCAGCACGAGCAAAAGCAGCUGCUGAAGAGGGGUCAGCCCCUGCCCGCUGGAAGCAUCGCCGUGGUCCAGCCGUCUGCGGGCAGCCCCGCAUCUCAGCCAUUCUCCAGCCAAACGCUCCCAGAGCUGUCCCCGCAGAGUGGCCAGACAGCGCAGUAUGAGAAUCCCCACUGGGGACAUACAUCCACCAAUCGCAGUGCUGCUGUACCCUCAACCAGCAGCAACAGCUGGGAUCAACUGAUCAUAGACGAAAACGAUACAGAGGCGUGGCCUUCUAUUUCUCGCAGCGAAAGCCACGUUCCUGCAGGAUGCACCUUGGACACUGAGAGUAUCGGUGAAGUCAACAGCAGCACAAACAGUAUGAGUAUGGCCACGGGGGCUGGCCAGCAAGGCCACUUUCCCGCCAAUCAUCCCAGUAAAGCCAGUACCGGCCACUCAGGAGGCCUCCUCUCCAGCCAGGCUGGGAUCAACAGAGGCUGGGGCUCAGGCCCUUCACCUGCUGGAGGUGGGGAAGGGAAGAGUGAUGGCAGCAGUGCAUCAAUGGGAGCCAGGGCCUGGGGCUCCUCUAACUUUAACUUGAACUUGAAUCCCAACGCCAACCCCUCCGCCUGGCCAGUCCUUGGACAUGAAGGGACCGGCGUGGGUGGCAGCUCUGGAGGAUCCAACAAUGUUCCUCCAACUAAUCUCUGUAGCCCACCAGGUGCGCCACCCUCUGGCACCAGCAGCAGUGGCAAUAUGGGUGGUGCCAAUGGGAGCUCUGCCGGUAACGGUAGCAGCAAUGGCAACACCAGCGCCUGGGGUGGCAUGAUGCCCAAUGACACCUCAGAGCCACACUCCUCCCCGUCCACGAAUGUGUCUUUUAGCUCCGAACCUCAGAACCUUAACACUGAUGGACCAAAUCACACUAAGCAAGAGCCCAUGAGCCCUGGGCACGGCCUGUCCAACUGGGGCGUCACCCCUGUGGGCAUGGGCUCCUUUGUCCAGCCUUCAACAGGAUCGUCACAGGUCAAUGGGGAGGAGGGAUCUGUCUGGGGCAAUGGAGAUGCCAAAUCUGCCAGUGGCUCCAAGGAUUCGGGUUGGGACUCAGGGAGCGGCUGGGGUCAAGGGACACCUUCAGGCACCACUGGCUGGGGACAACCUUCUGCGGGUGGUGACUGGGACAAGCAUUCCCAUUCCAGCAGUGAGCCUAAGGGGUGGAAAUCCACAGGAUCUCCCACUCAAGAUCAACAGCUUAAUUCUUGGGGCAGUGGAGCCAAUGCUCCAGCCAGUGAGGGAAGCAGCGACAGCAUGGAUGGGCACUCUCACAGGCGGGACCGUUCGUCAAGAGAUGUAGCCCCACCUCUCCUGCCUGCCCAGGACCUGGACCCAAGGGUUCUUUGCAACACCGGCUGGGGCCAGACCCCUGUUCGUCAGCACACGGCCUGGGAGACGGAGGAAGCUGCACGUUCAAAUCGCAAGAACGAUAUUGGCACUGAUGCCUGGGGAACAUCCUCAAGUGCACCCAAUAUGGGACCAAUGGCAACUCCCGGCAGUGCCAACACACCUUCUGCUGCUGCCUCAAGACCUGACUCUGGGGGCAAGAGUGAGGGCCCCUGUCCCACUUCUGCAGCUACAUCAGGCUGGGGGACAGCCAUGCCUACCUCCACUCAACCUGGCUCUGGAUGGGGAGACACCCCAAGCAACAAGAAACCUCCAACUGGUCCUGGGGGCUGGGGCAACCCUCCACCCGGAGGCCACAGUGGCAACCUGCAAAAAAGUGGGCAGUCCUGGGGCUCCGAAGAGAAAUCUCCAUCCUGGGAGGACUCCCACGCCAAGGCUAAACCUCAGGGCUGGGGAGAGGGGCCGAAGCCCCAAUCCCACGGAUGGGGCAAUGGAUCUGGAGGAGACAAUGGGUCUACCGGUGAAUGGGGUGACUCUGGAGAAGGGAAGAAGAACGGACCGUCUAGCUCUUCCUGGGAGGGAGAGACUUCAGGCUGGAAAGAGGGUCCUCGUGGAUGGGGAAAACCCAACCCAGGGCCUGGUGGAGGCUGGGGAGAUGCACAACGCUCCAGUGCCCCAGCACAGGGAUGGAGCAACAAGCCUCAGGAGGGCGGCAGUGGCAAUAGUAGUAGUGGCAGCAUGGGUUCAUGGGGAGGCCCCGGCUCUGUCAAACAGAGUGGUUCUGGCUGGAGUGGAGGAAAUGGAGGAGGAGGAGGAGGCGGCGGAGGAGGAGGCGGCGGCGGAGGAGGAGGCGGCGGAGGAGGAGGAGGAAAUGGAGGAGGAGGAGGAAAUGGAGGAGCAGGAGGAAAUGGAGGAGCAGGAGGAAAUGGAGGAGCAGGAGGAGUUAAACAUAAUCAUACCGGUGAGCCAACAGGUUGGGAAGAACCUUCACCACCUUCCAUCCGACGCAAGAUGGAGAUUGACGAUGGUACCUCAGCUUGGGGUGAUCCAAGCAGCUAUAACAAGACUGUCAACCUCUGGGACAGGAACAAUCCUGGAAUGCAGGGUAAACCAGGCCCUGGAAAUGCCAACAAUCCUCCCAAUAACCUUCAUCAUCACACCCCUCACCAUAAUCAUCCUCACAUGCAAGGCCAUGGCCAUGGAGGGCCUAAUGCAGCCAACAACCAUAUCUCUCCAGACAAUGCAAGCCCGCAUCAGACUGUGGCCCCUAACAACAGAGCACCCCUUAUGACUCCAGGAUGGGGAGAGAUGCCAAAUGUCCACUCCAAACCUGAGCCACCCUCUUGGGGAGAGCCACCUCCCCCAGCAGCAAGUGUGGACAAUGGCACAUCAGCCUGGGGUAAACCUCCUGGAAGCUGCGGUGGCUGGAGUGAGAGCGGCCCUGAAGGCUAUGGUCGGGGCAACGUGCCACCAGUAUCUGCCCCCUGCAAGCAAGCCCCUAAAUCUAUGCAAGAUGGCUGGGGAGGUGGUGAGGACGUGGCAGGACAGUGGGAGCAGGAUGAGGGAGACAUGUGGAACAGCACAGCCUCUCAGGAGAGCAACUCGUCCUGCAGCUCCUGGGGGAACCCGCCCAAAAAGGGGCCACCAAAGGGCAAGGUUCCUAACAAACAGGACGAUGCCUGGAUUAUGAAUCGUCUGAUCAAGCAGCUGACUGACAUGGGCUUCCAUAGAGACCCUGCAGAGGAGGCUCUGAAGAGCAACAACAUGAACCUGGACCAGGCCAUGAGCGCCCUUCUAGAGAAAAAGACAGAGCUGGAUAAGCGGGGGAUGGGAAUCUCUGACUACAACAAUGGUCUAGUCAACAAACCAAUGGGCAGGCCUUCUGUCAUCUCCAAAGAAUCCUCCUCAGACCGCUCCCCCUUCCUGGAUAAGGAUGGUGGACUAGCGGAUGAUGCCCAAACUUCACCAUUUUUGCCUUCUCCCAGCCUGAAGCUCCCAUUGGCCGGUGGUGCCCUCCCCGGCCAGGGCCUCGGGGUCGCCAUGCAAAACUUGAACAACAGACAGAUGCAGAGUGGAAUGUUUGGCAGUAGUGGAACAGCACAAACGCGGGCCAUGCAGCAGCAGCCUCCUCCUCAGCCGACAGUGCCGCCUCUCAACUCCUCCCAGCCUAGUCUACGCGCUCAAGUGCCUCAGUUUCUCUCCCCUCAGGUUCAAGCACAGCUCUUACAGUUUGCAGCAAAAAACAUUGGUCUCAACCCUGCACUUUUAACCUCACCAAUAAACCCUCAGCAUAUGACCCUGUUGAACCAACUCUACCAGCUGCAACUGGCAUACCAGCGUUUACAAAUUCAGCAGCAGAUGUUGCAGGCGCAACGCAAUGUUUCCGGCCCCAUCAGACAACAAGAGCAGCAAGUUGCACGUACAAUCAAUAACAUGCAGCAGCAGAUCCAGCAGCACCAGCGGCAGCUGGCCCAGGCUUUGCUGAUGAAGCAGCAGCCUCCCCCCUCACACCCCGGCCUGCACCCCGGAGCAGGAAAAUCUCCCCUGGACUCCUUUCCUGCCCCGCAGGCCCCGGGCCUGACCGUCUCUGACCUUCAGACCAAAGAGCCGCAGUCUUCUCCCAACUCAUUCUCCCCCUACGCUCUCCCUGUACUGAACCCUAACAUGAAUGUAAACUGCAUGGAGGUGGGUGGCCUGUCCAUGAAGGAUUCUCCUCAGCCUCAGUCACGCCUGUCGCAGUGGACACAUCCCAACUCUAUGGAAAACCCCUCCUCCAUGGAGCCCAGUCUUAGCAAGCACGGUGCCAUAUCUGCUGGGCCUAAUCUCGGUCCUCCUGGUAAACCCCCUAUGGACGACUCCUACAGCCCCUAUAAUCUAAUGCCCAGCUCUGAAUCCCCAGCCAGCCCGCUGGUGCCCCCGGAUAGCUGGGGCCAGAACAAGAGCGCUAACGACAAAAUCUCCAAUGGGAACAACAUCACCUGGCCUCCAGAGUUCUGCCCAGGAGUGCCCUGGAAAGGACUGCAGAACAUUGACCCUGAGACUGACCCUAACAUGACCCCAGGAAGUGUUCCCAGCGGCCCUACCAUCAACACCAACAUUCAGGAUGUGAACCGCUACCUACUCAGAGAUCGGAGUGGAGGCUCCUCCCCAACUUCGUCUCAGAGCGAGGCUGUGCCUCCCUGCAGCGAUUGGCCAGUCAGUGAUUACACUAGCUCUUUUAGUCUGUCUUCACCUGAGACAGAUGACACAGGUAAACUGUCGGAUAUGAAGUCCACCUGGUCUCAGGGCCCCAUCUCCCACACCCAGGCCUCUCUGUCCCACGAGCUCUGGAAAGUCCCCCAGGGUCCGCGCAACACCACGGCCCCCACUCGUCCCCCUCCAGGCCUCACCAACACCAAGCCCUCCUCCACCUGGGGGGGAAACAGCCUGGGCCUGGUGCCUGGCUGGAGCAGCUCAUACUCCUCAGGUACUACAUGGAGUACAGACAGCUCUACUAGGACCAGUAGCUGGCUGGUACUGCGGAACCUUACUCCCCAGAUUGAUGGUUCUACACUGCGGACGCUGUGUAUGCAGCACGGCCCCCUCAUCACAUUCCACCUCAACCUGACACAGGGAAAUGCCGUAGUGCGCUACAGCUCCAAGGAUGAGGCUGCCAAAGCCCAGAAAUCCCUGCAUAUGUGCGUGCUGGGCAACACCACUAUCCUGGCGGAGUUUGCCGGAGAGGAGGAGGUGAACCGUUUCUUUGCACAGGGUCAGUCCCUCACGCCCACCACCAGCUGGCAGGCCAACCCGGGCACCAAUCAGACGCGGCUGGGAGGCGGAGCGGGUGCCACCUCGCACCCCAUCGGUCACUGGAACAGCAGCACUCUGGGAGGAGGAGGCGGAGUUGGAGGUGCUGGAGGAGGAGCCGGGGGCGGACCUAAGGCGGGCAACGAGCUGCUGUGGGGCGGAGUGCCGCAGUACUCCAGCCUGUGGGGGCCACCCAGCUCUGAGGACGGCCGAGUGGUGGGCAGCCCGACGCCAAUCAACACGCUGCUUCCUGGAGACCUGCUGAGUGGAGAGUCCAUGUAGAGCGAGAGAGGCGAAGUGAGGCCUUGACCGAGGAGAGUUAUGAAGUAAAUUAAACAACAGGAAAUGAAAUGAAAAACUUGAAGAAAACAAACAAACAAAAAAAAGUUUCACACAGGAGCAAAAACCAAGCAAAUCAAAUCGUGGCGAUAAUCAGCAUCAGUGGAACUGUGAACCAAGAGACAGGAGGCUGAGGCAACACUUGCGUAAACGUAAAGGCUGCUGACCUUCUUCCUCUUCUCCUAUUUUUUUUUUUUCUUAUUUUCUUGCCGUCAUUUCAUCGGAUUACGUGUUAUGUAUAUUUUUUUCUUGUUUGUGAGGCUUCGGUUACAGUAUUCUGUAUAAGACUUCUAUAUACAAUUUUUUGGAGAAGAAAGAAGAAUCCAGUAACUAAAAACAGAAAGGAAAGAGAACCUUAACUAAUAGACUUUCUCUAAUAACUGAAAAAAACUAAACAAAACUGUGUGAAAGUGUAUUUUACUACAACUGAUGAGACAAGCUGCCAUUUUUAAAAGUCCCCUGGCACUACCCUUCCCCCUUUCCAAGCUAAUGUCCCCUUUGCCCUUUCCCCCAAAGAAAUGCAUCAUUCCGAUUGGCCCUUAUCCCUUUAUAGACUGGAUCCCUGUUGCUUUUCAUUUGUCUGCUGAAACAGCACUAAACUUUAGCCUUAACUGCUUACCAGCCCUCACCCAGUCAUCGACCACACUCACUCUGGGCUUACUGAAGAGACGCGUCGGAGAAUUGCACAUUUUUACCUUGUUAUUUUUGAGCCAGCAGAGAGGAGAAGAACGUGACACACAAGCUUGACCUCACACACACCAACAAACGUACACACACACACAUAUGUAUACUAUACAUACACAUGUAUCUCAGCCUUUCCUCCAGGACUGUCCAUCCACAUCAUUAUUAUAAAAGAAAAGAAAGGACAGAGGGAUGGAACCCAACCCGUGGCUGGUGCUUCAAUCAUCUACAGAACAGACUAACAGACUGAGUGAACCGAGUCGCCCAGCGUCGCCCCGUGUGUGUAAGUGUGUGACAUACUAUUAACCACUGUCUUCAGAACGUUCUUUAAGAAACACUUAAAGAACGUACCAUGCAGAACCUGGACGGAGUUACAUUUCCUUUCUCUCAUGAGCUUUGAAAAUGACCUCAACCAUUUUUCUCGGAUUCUUGGAAAAAAGGAGGGGAAAUGGACAGAAGAGAAAAAGAAAGUUGCCCUGAUUCAUUAUUGUCUGACGUGCAAUAUGCCACAGACUCUUCCGUCCAUCUUUACGCAGUGCUUGUUAUUAUUGCUGGUGAAAGUUUCCUUCCUUUUGCUUUUUUGUGUGGGGGAUGAGGGGGUCAGGGUUCAAGGGGUGGGGGCAAAAAAGGAAAAAAAUGACUAAACAAAAACUGUAAAACUGUUCUUCUCCCACAUCCAUCCACUGAGGGUGGGACUAAGAGGAGGAGCUUCUUUUGUUUUACUUUAUUUUUACUUUUUUUUUUUUUUUUUUUUUUUUUUAGUGGGGUGUGUGUGAGCCUUUAGUGAUACAUUUCACUAGCACUUCCUCACACACACACACACAACUACACACACACACACACACACACACACAACUACACACACACGCACGCACACACACGCAAGCACACGGUGUGACUACAGGGGGACACGGGCUUCAAACCAAAUAAUAGGUGUUCUUCUUGUAACCCAAUAGACAAGGUGCAUUUUAUCAUCGUAUUUGGUACAAAGGAAUAGAACAAAAAAACUGGUUAAAAAAAGGAACGAGUGAAAUAUGUGGAAGAGGAUGGAGAAGAAGAUGAAAAAGGAAGAGGAGAGUAGACCGUGUGGUUUAUCAUAGCACUUAAGAAACAGAGCGUCAGGCUUUGGAUUGUAAUUUGCAAUGCCAAUAAAUUACACAUGGAGAUGAAACUGAAAAAGAGGAGAAAGAAAAGCAAAGCAAAGAAAGAAAAAAGCAAUCUACAGCUUCUCCAUGCUGUUUUUUGUUUGUUAGUUUUUUCCGUUUUGAAACUCUAAAUGGAAUUUUUGUUUUUAUUUUUUGAGGUUUUUGUCCCUCCGGAAGUCUGUGGACUUGAGUGGACGUUAUCUAUGGUAGCAAAUGAAGAGUUUGAAGAAAAAAAGACAAAAGAAAAAAAAACUGAUAGACUGAUACUGAAGCAUUCACGUCUCGUGUUUUUUUUUUAUGUUUUUGAGAAUAUUCUCUAUACAUAUAUAUAAAUAUAUCAAAAAUAAAAUAUCACUGUUACAGUAACUCCAAAAUCGCUAGCCUUGUCUGGAGACGCUGGACGCGUCCUCGUUUAAUGUUGUGAUGUGACUGAUCCCGCGGGGCCGCCGCAGAGCUCCGCCUUCCUGGAUGAUACAUGGCCACUGAGUGCCUAUCUGCUGUGCGCUAGAGCUCAAUAGCGCAGCUCCUUCUCCUUCUUCAUAAGGGGGGAAGAAAAAGAAGAAAAAAAAAACGAACUGAAACUGAACUGGCCCUUCAGUACUACUACUGCGCCAGCACCCGACCUCCAACUCCACUCUCUCCAUCUUUCUCUCUAAAAGAAAAAAAUGAAACUCUUUCUUCUCAUGCAAAGAUCACUUUAGCUGGAAGUCGACAAGAACUUUUUUAUUAUUAUUAUAUUAUAUUAUUAUCGGUUGGAUUAUUGGUUGUGUUUUCCCUCUGGAAAUUGCCAGUGUUCUUUUUUUUUUUCAACAUUGCUGUUGCUGAUGUUAAUGAUGACAGCGAUAAUGAUGACUAUAAUGAUGUUAUUAUUUUGCGCUUUGGUUUAUGUCUGAUUGUAUGUGAGUGUGUGUAUAUCUAUGUAUAUAUGUAUGUAUGUAUGUAAAUGUCCAUGCAGUGGUCUUUUAUACACGGUAGCUGCUCUCACCAGCCAGCCCCUAUUCAGUGCACGUAUGCAGGAACACUCGGAGCGAGAGCCGCGAGAGUCUUACGCUUCAUUAUGUGCAGCCGUUCACGUCGCUAUGCCACGGUUAGCCGCUCGCGCUGAUCCAGAACGACGUCGUUUACCAUGUUUUUUUUUUCUAUUAGUGGAUAUCUGGUGAACUAGAUUAGGAACGAGGAUGUUUCUGCCUGCCUUUUUCUUCUGCUUCUUCACAUUCUUCUUAUUUUCCUCUUUUCUUCUCUUUCUCUCUUCAACCUUCACUCAUUUAUUAUUCUUCCUCUCUUGGUUCUUCUCAUUUUUUUUCUUUUCUCAUCCACCUUCUUCUUCUUCGUCCUUUUCUCAUAACAUUGGCCUAUUUAUUCUUUUCUUUCUUUUUGUUUUUCUUCUUUUUCCUCUUCUCCUAAUCUUUUGCCUCAUUAUUCUUAUCAUCUGUUUUUUUCUACUUCACUUACACCUUCUUGAUCAUUUCUUUCUCCUUAUUGUUUUGUUUUUUUUUGCUCUCCUCCACCUACACUUUCUUCUUCUCCUCGUUCUCUUUGGCCUUCUCCAUCUUUACCUUCUAAUUAUUCUUCUUUUUGUCCCGCAUUUGUCUUCUACUCCUUCUUUUCCUUCUUUGGCUACUGCUUUCCUUUCUCCAUCCCUGCGCUUCUCUUUCUUGCGCUGUCCUGCAGUGUUGUGAGGUUCUCCCUGGUGCUGAAGACAAAGGGCAGGUGGCGCAGCUGUAAUCAGUCGUACAGUGCCUCUCGCCUCCGUCGCAGUAAUAAACGCAAAUGAUAACGGAGACCCCGCGCUCCUCUUCUAUGCAAAGACUGAGUGAGAGGUGCGAGGUCACAGCCAUCCAAUCCAAUCUCCCUGCUGACCACCUCCUGUUCCUGCUGAACACUUUCCUUCCUGCCCUUCACCUCUCUUCUCACAGACGUCCACCUGUCUCUCUGAGCAGGCAGCUGCCUGUUAACAAGUCCGUCGAUCAUCAGGACCCUCAUUGUUUACUCUCUCUCUCUUUUUCUCUUUCUCUCUCAUUCUCUCUGUUUCUCUCUCUCGCUCUCUCUUAUCGCUUAUCUUAUAAUCUUAUGUACAUGCAGUGUCUCAGGGCGGCUCAGAGAAACCUAACCUUAGCCUAUCUUCAGGAGGAGAGAGGGUACGCUCGUGGUGUUCUUUUCUUUUCUUUCUCUUUCUUUUUCUUUUUCUGGUUGAGGUGGGGUAAUGUUGAAUGUCUCAUUGCUUUAUAAAAAAAAAACUGAAUCCACCACAAACAAGCCAAUCAAAUGGAGAGGACUGCAGAGGUAGAAUGCAGGCAGGCUGGAAUAGAUCAAAUCCAGACGAACUGGUCAUUCGCACCUCGUCCCAGGUGAACUGGACUGCUGAGAACUGAACAGGGAUUAUUCCAGAAUGCUCCGCUGCACUGUACGUAAAUGGUUGACGUCGGGUACAUCGUCUUAAAAAAACCAAAAGAGAAAACCUUUUUCUUUCUUUUUUUGCUGAAGAAUCGCUCUUGUAUUGCUUUUCAUAUGAGACUAAAAAAACGAAUGGAACCUAAAACCUGUACACUCGACUCUGACUCUGUAUGAAGUGCUUCUCCAUGCGAGCCUUUCUUUUAAACGCCCCAAAGCAGCAGCCGCCGUCCGUUCAUUUGGACUGACUGGACUUUUGCACCAGGAGCACUGGGAGGUGGGGGCGAGCAUGUUGGUACCAACUCUUAAAAAAAUGGCAAAUUGCCACUGAAGAGGCUUUUUUGGGGGGGAGGGAGAGGGAGUUUUUUUCUUUUUUUUUUUCUUUCUUCCUCCAUAAAACUUGUUCGACACUAGUAACAAUCACUAUUGCCUGUUUUGACUAUUUUGUUGUUUCUUUUUUUUUUUUUUUUGUAAAGAGGGGGGAGUCUCCCACACUGCCUUGCUUUAAAGCUGUACUCAAAGCCACCAGACUGUCACAAGGUUUUCAGUGUCUGCAGCUCGGCAACAAGCAUCCAGCCACCACUACGAAAGACAAACUGGAUUUUAUUUAUUUUUCCUUUUAGGGGUUUUCUUUAUUUUUCUUUUUUAUCGGAAGCACCUCGCCUCGCCGAGUUCAUCCUAGCGCAACUUCGAGCGUAAAAAUACGAAGGAUCAAUCACGCAGUUGGGAGAAAAAUUAAGUCUUUUCUCGACAGUCCUGGGUAGAAUAUGCACAUGCUGGUUGAUAUACAUGCACAUUUGUAAGCCUAUGUAUGUAUAAAACUGGUUUAUCUCUCUUUACAAUUUACCUUAAUCCACGCUAACCCAGGCCAAAAUCAGCAUCCAACUCCUGCGUCUUUUUCUGUGUACCCAGAUUAAAAAAAAAUAAAAAACUAACAAAAAAAUGAACUCAAAAAAAAGAAGUAUAAACAUAUCAGAAUUAGACAAAAUGAAAGAAAUACAAAUACUUGAAUCAAAAGAAGCGCCAAUAAUGUAAUGUGAAACUUUUUUGUAAGUCUUUUGUCAUUCAUACACUUCCAAGCUUUUUGAUAACAUUAGUUCAGGACGAACUAAAAAAAUGGUUUGACAAAUAAAAGAAAAAUAAAAAACAAAAAAAAAACAAACGCAAGAUGACAUCUAUUGUAUGUGAGUGUUUGCACAAGACUGUGUGUACUGUAUGAAGAGUGAAUGUUAAUCUGUCUGUAUGUGUGGUUACAGCGGGUUCGUUCCCAGGUUCUUUUGUUGGAUUCAGUAUAUUAUUAUUUUUUUGUUUUGCUAGUCAGUACUCAGAUAUACUCGGACUCGUGUAUUGUUGUUGUUGUUAUUGUUAUUAUUAGCUUAUUUCUAGCGUUGCACUGAGUGUGUCUGCCUCCCCUCCUUCAGCUAAUCGUACAACAUGAAAUAAAGUACCGAGGGACAAGGUGACAAUUCACGUGUUAAUGUUUACUCAAGGACUUAUUGAGGAGAAUAAAAUAAAGUGUGUUUUUUGUUUUCAUUUUUUAAAAGAAUAUCUGUAAUAUGAUUAUCUACCUUGUAGUGGCUUUUAUUGUGGAAUAUUCCAUGAAAAAGAAAUGGAUUAUGAGUAUUGCACCAUACUUUUGUUGUUUUUCCAGAUUAUAAACAAACAAAAAAAGACAAGAAAAAAAACAUAAAAAUAUGAAAAAUUGAAGAAAAAAAAAUGUUAAAGGGGGCGGCGUCUUUUUGAGAACUGUGGCCAUAGAUUGGUUUAGAGGGACUUGUAACUCCAGUGUCGGCUCCAUGGUGGAACGGAAAGACAUCCAUGGGCGUAGUUUGUUACAAGACUCGUGUUAAGAGGUGCCUAAACUUUUUGGUUAUUAUUUGGUUAUUAUGAUAAUUAUAUUUUUUGUCCUGUAUCUGUCUUCGCAAGGCCACCAACAACAGUUUACAAGCAUUUCAGUUCAUUUCUUUUUCCUCUCAAGUUCAAGGAAGAGGAAUUUGCUGUGGGAAUGUCGAGAGAGGAAAAAUUACAACAAAAAAAAAAAAAAAACGAAGGACAAAUACUUCCAUGACAAAUAACAAAACAAACACUUUACAGAAUGAUUAUUGUGCUACUUGCCGAACUCUGGGAUCGAUCAGUGUUGAUGUUUUGUUUGUUUUUUACUUUUUUCUUUCUUGUUUUUUUUUAUUCUGUGUUGUCAAUGUUUAUCAAUUUCAUGGACUAUAUUUGAAGCCUGUAUGUUUUUUUUUUCUUUUGUGAAAAAUAAGAAAAAAAAAUUAUAAAUGCUCACUAUCUUGCACACAUGAAAAAAGUGGAUCAUGUCUCAGGAAGGCAAGGGUUCCAGAGUACCAACUCCACGCCAUUUAAAUGUUCAUUUUUACGAGAAAUAAAAAGGAUUGAGAAAAUUAAGCACUGAAGGUUAUGGAUUUCAGAAGAAGACGAAGAAGAAAAAAAAAGAACCUUUUGUUUCUAAAUCCGUAGCAGUUACAUAUUUACCAAAUAAUGGACUCUAAAUGAACUUUAAAAAGAAAUGGAGUGCUUUAUAUAUAAAUCUAUAUAUUAAAAUUGCUUUACAUUUUAAACACGAUGAUCAAUGGAUUUUGAUUGUUCGAGACAGUGAAAUAACAUACGAGUGCUGUAUGUUUUAAUCUUUAUUGUAUUUUCUUAACAUGAGGUCCCUUCCUGUUGAAAUCAGGAGCAUUGUGCAUUACUAUUUCUUUCCUUUCUGUCAUUCUCUUUCUCUCUCUAUAUAUAUAUAUAUAUAUUUCUCUAUCUAUUUCUCUUUCUCUCUCUUGUGGCGGGUAUUACUUAAGGAAAAAUGUAUAAAAGCAUUUGUUUCUGCAUCAAUUUGAAGGAUUGAAAGAUAGCUGGUUUAUAAGGAUCAUGAUCUAUGCACAAGUCGGGUGUAGAGGUAUUAAAAACCUCUGCAGCCCAUCUCUCAUGGGGAUUUAUUGUUUUUUUGGAUGUCCUUCCAUUUUUCCGUAAGAAACGUUGCCUCCUUUCCUCACCUGCCCCUCGAAACGUAUUCCUAUCCGCAUUUCUUAUAUUAACCUUAUAUUACAGUACUUUGCCAUGCUGUGUAUUCCUAAACCAAUGAGCGUCUCAUUCUAAAGCACUGUGGGGUUUUGUAGCCCGUGACGAGGGUGUCUGUGUUCUAUCUCUUCUUCUUUUUGUUCGGUUUACUUUGUGUGUAUGUGGGUUAAUUAGGGUGUGGGUGGGCACAGGGCCAGGGUUGCUUUUGCCUUUUUGAGUUGAAAUAUUAAGGAAAAAUGUCUGUACUGAGAUUUUCAAAUGUCAACGGCUUUUAAAUGUUUUUUCUCUCUCUAUUUCUCUUUCCUCAUAGAAUGUGAUUGUUGAUGACAUGCACCGAAAAAUGUUUCAUGAAACUAUGGAGCUUCUUUCAAACUAUUAAUAAAUUGCAUUUCUUUCUUGGCUGUAAGAAA
Molecule: messenger RNA, 14056 nt
Organism: Astyanax mexicanus (Mexican tetra)
Lineage: Eukaryota; Metazoa; Chordata; Actinopteri; Characiformes; Acestrorhamphidae
Gene: tnrc6c1
Product: trinucleotide repeat containing adaptor 6C1
Exons: 23
Coding region: 610-6342 (1910 amino acids)
Biological process (GO): miRNA-mediated post-transcriptional gene silencing; positive regulation of nuclear-transcribed mRNA poly(A) tail shortening
Cellular component (GO): nucleoplasm; P-body
Molecular function (GO): RNA binding; protein binding
Source: RefSeq, a predicted model, not a curated record